AUGUCAAUAACAUUUACAGUUAAACAAAAUAUAAAGGAAAAUGAAAUUUUAAAUGUUAAAGAAUUUAAUAUUAAAGAUUUCAUUAGAAAUCAAUAUGAAUUACAAUCACCAUCUACAAAACCAGAAGCAAUCUAUAAAAAAUUGAUUGAAUCUGGAUGUGAUGAAGAGAAAGCAAUAGAUAUGGUAGAAAAAAUUGAAAUUGAUACAGAAGUAAAACGACAAAAAAAAAUAAAUAAAAGACUGGAAUCAAGUAAAAUUAUUAAAUCGAGCAUUAUAACAGAUUAUAAUGAUAAUGAAUUAAAAAUCUUAAAUAAUAAUACCAGUAGUGGUAGUACCAAUAAUAAUAAUCAUCAUCAAAAUAGUAAUAAUGGUUAUAAUAAUAGUUUUGUAUAUUCUGCCUGGAGGGCCUAUAAUCAUCAUCACCAUUUAGUGAUUCGCCCAGAAAAUAUUUGGUUGUCAAUUAUCACCCAAUUUUCAUUUUAUAUAAAUAAAAAUUCAAAUUCUUUAAAAGAUAAAUUCCCGGAUUUUGAUAUCACUAUCGACAAUCAUCAUCAUCAUCAUCACCAUCAUCAUCAUCACCACCAUAAUAAUAAUCAUCACCAUCAUGGUCAUCAUGAUAACCAUAACCAUAAUCAUAAUCAUAAUCAUAAAAAAGAAAUAAAUAUUAAAACAAAUUAUUCAUUUUCAGAAGCAUCAUUUGAAAAAAUAACAGAUGAUAUUUGGCAACAAAUUAGUAAUACAAUUAAAGAUGAAUCAAUAAAGGAAUGGAUUAUUCCAAAUUUUUCAACCACUACACCCUCUGAUAAGGUGGUAUUUUCGGUGGCAUUAAAUUCAACUUUAAAAGAAUACUUUUAUUAUAAGGUUACUUCAACCAAUGGUCUACCUCAAGUUACAAUUUUAGGUACAUUGGAAGAUUGGAAAAAUUUAAGAGAUCGUGUUACAAGAUUAUUAGAUUUCGAUUUCGAAGGUAACGGAAAUCAAAUGAGUACUUGGGUAAGUUAUUUAUUACCUGUGAUGGAUAAAUUCAUAGAGUCAGUCAAUGAAAAUCCUGAUAUCAAUUGGUGGAGUAAAAUGGUUGAUUAUAGACAACAAUCAAAUAGUUGUAUCAUUUCUGGUUGGUUAUCAGUAUUUUGUGUUUUUAAAGAGGAUGGUACAUUUAGAGGUAUAAAUGAUAAUUCAACCAAUACCAAUACUACAAAUCUAAAUAAUAGUACAAAUAGUGCUAAUAAUAAUAACAAUAGUACUGGGAAUUUAUCAAAUAUAAGUGGCAAUAAUUUAGCCAAUAUUAGUGCAAGUAGUUUUGCAAGUAUUGCUGCUGCUUCUAAUUUUGUAAAUGUUAGUUCUGGAAGUUUAAAUAGUAGCGGAGAUUCAUUUAAGGCUAGUGGAUCUCCUUGGUUAAAAGUUCAAGAUUGUAUGCUUGCCAAUGAUUUACUCUCAACUCAAGUUUUAAUCACCGAUUUCGAUGGUACAAAAUAUCAUAGUGAUUUAUAUGCUGGUCAUCUUGCUGUUAAAGCUGAAGAUAAAUCAAAAUUAAUUCCCUCUUUAGAUUGGUUCCUUGUUAUUGAAAGUGGAUCUGAUUCAAAAAAUAAAUGUUCAAUUAAUUAA
Dictyostelium discoideum AX4 is the source of this 1605-nucleotide messenger RNA. RefSeq lists its product as hypothetical. The transcript has a single exon. The record is from RefSeq and is a predicted model, not a curated record. Lineage: Eukaryota; Evosea; Eumycetozoa; Dictyosteliales; Dictyosteliaceae. Bases 1 to 1605 code for a protein of 534 amino acids.